Molecule: messenger RNA, 774 nt
Organism: Schistocerca gregaria
Lineage: Eukaryota; Metazoa; Arthropoda; Insecta; Orthoptera; Acrididae
Product: spidroin-2-like
Exons: 3
Coding region: 1-774 (257 amino acids)
Source: RefSeq, a predicted model, not a curated record
AUGCGUCGUUACGCAGAGCGGCACACACAAAGAGGCGACGCCGCCGACGGCGUGGUCUCGCAGCAGCGGAAAGGCUCCAGUGGGGGACGGCGACCGGGAGGCGGCUGUCGAUCCAUAGCGGGGGCGGGGGCGGCGGGGGCGGCCGCCGCGCGCCUCUCCCCUGGCGCCAGCUCUGCCGCAUCACCGCCUGCGGAGCGCUUCCAGGUCUCUGCUCUGCUCUGGGUCGGGCCGGGCCUGCGGUCUCGGCAGAAGAGGGGCCACUCGACCAGGUACGCUGAUUACGGCCGCAUCGGAAAUCGAACGGCGGCGGCUGGGCCGGCCGGCGGCACGUCCCGUCCAGGCCAGGGCAGGGCAGGCUCCCUCCCCCCUACGGAUGCCUAUCAGAUUAGCCGCUGCUCCUUCCGCGCCGCUGCCGUCUUCGCGGCCGCGCGACGUCAUCCCUCGCGGGGAACAAAGGCCCGCCGAGGCAAUCUCGGCCAUUACGGGCCGCGUCCGCCCGAUGCCGGAUCGACCCGCUUCGAGGGCCAGUUCCUCGGCAUCCUUCCCGGCCGGAAGUCACGGAGGCCACUACAAUUCCGUUCCGCCGCCAAGGGGCAGACAGCGGGCACGCCGCCGCGCAGUGGGGGCGGAUCAAAGGGGCGGCGGGAGGCGGCGGGAGGCGGUGCUAAUCAAAGCGCCGCGGCCGCCGCCGCCGCCCACGCAGCGCCGGCAAUCGCCGCCGGCCCUGCUCAAAUGGGGGGCGGCUGGCUGGCUGGCUGGCUACCUGCUCUGUAG